Messenger RNA from Thrips palmi, 1650 nucleotides. RefSeq names its product ADP-ribosylation factor-like protein 3. The coding region runs from base 350 to 892 and encodes 180 amino acids. Gene Ontology annotation, cellular component: cytoplasm; microtubule cytoskeleton. The record is from RefSeq and is a predicted model, not a curated record. Gene Ontology annotation, biological process: cilium assembly. Lineage: Eukaryota; Metazoa; Arthropoda; Insecta; Thysanoptera; Thripidae. The transcript has 4 exons. Gene Ontology annotation, molecular function: GTPase activity; GTP binding.
UUGAGGUGGAUGAGGAAAAUUCUGUCAAUCUAUUUCCAUAUUCCCACUAAAAUAUCUUUUUAAAAGUUAAUGGUUUAUUAUCCCAGUGGUUCGGUUUUUUUUUGCAUACGUAUUUCUACAUCCUCUACAUCUGACGCAUCGGGUAGCAGAAGCUAGCAGACGCUACAAUAAAAAACAAAUGAAGUUGUUUUCGCUCGCUGUCAAACAAACAACAACGUCAAACGAAAAUCAAUGAUACGCGUGUUGAAUGCAACAAUCUAAUUUAUCCUUGACAGUUUGUAGGUAUAGAAUCGAUUACGAGUCUGCUGAACCUCGCACAAGAGCGGCAUCUUGAAACUUCAUCCUGACAAUGGGUCUUUUGGCAAUCCUCAGGAAAUUGAAAUCGUCCCCUGACAAGGAAUUACGUUUGCUAUUGUUGGGAUUGGACAAUGCAGGAAAAACAACCCUUCUGAAGAGCCUUGCAUCAGAAGAUAUAGCUCACAUAACUCCUACCCAAGGGUUUAACAUAAAAUCAGUUCAAUCUGAAGGUUUCCGUUUGAAUGUUUGGGACAUAGGAGGUCAAAGAAAGAUAAGACCCUACUGGCGAAACUACUUUGAAAACACAGAUGUUCUUAUUUAUGUAAUUGACUCUGCUGAUCGGAAGCGACUGGAAGAAACUGGACAAGAACUGGAGGAACUGCUGUCAGAGCCAGCCAUGUCGGGGGUGCCUCUUCUGGUCUAUGCCAACAAGCAGGAUCUUUUGCAUGCAGCACCUGCCUCUGAGAUAGCCACUGGUCUUGGUUUGCACACAAUCAAAGACAGGCCAUGGCAGAUUCAAGCCUGUUCGGCCACAGCUGGAGAAGGAAUCAAGGACGGUAUGGAGUGGAUCAGCAAAACAGUAAAGAAGAAGUAGUCUGCUCCAGAUCAUAAGUGUGAAGUUAAAUGCAACAUUUCACUUUCUUUUUUAAUUUUAUGAGUUAAAGAAUCCUUUGAUCAAGACAUAAUUAUUGUGAUGCCUAUUCCGUCCACUGUAGAUGUUAAUUAAUUGUGAUUCUAAGCUUAUAAAAUUGUAUCUUAUUUAUUUAUCUUUUAAAAGUGGCCUCAUAUUACGUAUUAAAUAUGAAGCACAGUUUUUAAAUCAAUGAGUGUGCACUUAUGUACAAAGAUUAAUUUGUUGUGUGAUAUGCACCAGUUUGCUGUGAUUUCUUUCUUGAUCUCUUUUUUUCUCCCUUCAUUUUUGUUUAAUCUAAGUUGCACAAAUGUUUGUCAAUUAUCUAGUCAGUGAUCAUGAUGUAGUGAAUUAUCAGAAUUUUAUGAACCAAUUUUGAUUUGAAAAUGCAAAAUGUUUAUUUAUAAGAGUCUGCUAAGAGUCUAUCAUUGUUCCAACUUUUCAAGUUGUCACAGUUACUGAAAGGGGUGAUUUGUUUGUACCACAAUUCUGGGAAGUGGAAAUAAGCAAAUCCAAAACUAACUAACUAACAGUUUAUUCUUUCUCAAAAUAAUCAAGGCAUAAUUUUUAUCAUAGUUUCAUUGGCCUACAAAAUAAAUAACAGUAUGAUACAAAGGUAAGUUUUAAUGUAAAACAGUACCUAUUUACCUAGCAACAUGGAUCGAUUUCCAGGAAGAAGAGUUCCACAUGCACUGCCAAUGCAUCACAUGUUAAUUAAUGCU